Messenger RNA from Tetrapisispora phaffii CBS 4417, 1980 nucleotides. RefSeq names its product lysophospholipase family protein. The transcript has a single exon. NCBI's taxonomy places the organism in Eukaryota, Fungi, Ascomycota, Saccharomycetes, Saccharomycetales, Saccharomycetaceae. Gene Ontology annotation, biological process: glycerophospholipid catabolic process. The coding region runs from base 1 to 1980 and encodes 659 amino acids. The record is from RefSeq and is a predicted model, not a curated record. Gene Ontology annotation, molecular function: A2-type glycerophospholipase activity. Gene Ontology annotation, cellular component: intracellular membrane-bounded organelle; cytosol; extracellular region.
AUGCAAUUGCAACACCUGGCUUUAGCUUUUGCUGUUGCUACCUCUGUGCAUGGUUGGUCGCCAAGCAAUGGGUAUGCUCCAGGCAAUGUCACUUGUGACUCUGACGUGAACUUUUUAAGAUCUGGUGACGAGUUAUCCACAGAUGAACAAGAUUGGUUGAAAAAGAGAAAUGACGUUACCAAGGAGAGCUUGCAGAGCUUCUUAAAGAGGGCCACUGCUAACUUCACAGACACUUCUAUUUUCGAUGAUUUGUUCAGAUCUAACAGCAGUGCAAGUGUACCAAAGAUUGGUAUCGCCGCCUCAGGUGGUGGUUAUAGAGCCAUGUUGAGUGGUGCUGGUAUGAUUGCAGCUAUGGAUAACAGGACAGAAGGUGCCAAUGAUGUCGGUUUAGGUGGUCUGCUACAAAGUUCUACUUACUUAGCCGGUUUGUCUGGUGGUAAUUGGUUAGUUGGUACUCUGGCUUGGAAUAACUGGACGUCCGUUCAGACUAUUGUCAAUAAUUUCACCGAAGAUGAUGCUAUUUGGGAUAUUUCUCAUAGUAUUGUCACCCCAGGUGGUAUAAACAUUUUCAAAAGUCUAGGCAGAUGGGAUGAUAUCUCCGAUGCAGUGCAUGACAAGCAAGAUGUUGGCUUCAACAUCUCUCUAACAGAUGUUUGGGGUCGUGCUCUAUCCUACAAUUUCUUCCCAUCAUUACAUCACGGUGGUGAUGCUUACACUUGGUCUACUCUAAGAGAUGUUGACGUAUUCAAGAAUGCUGAAAUGCCAUUCCCAAUCUCUGUCGCUGAUGGUAGAUAUCCAGGUACCACUAUUAUUAACUCCAAUGCCACCAUUUUCGAAUUCAACCCAUUCGAAAUGGGUUCAUGGGACCCAACCUUAAAUGCUUUUACUGACGUCAAAUAUUUAGGUACCAAUGUUACCAAUGGUACUCCAGUUGUUGAAGGUCAAUGUAUUGAAGGUUUCGAUAACACAGGUUUUAUUAUGGGUACUUCUUCCUCUUUGUUCAACCAAUUCUUACUCCAAAUCAACAGCACCUCUAUUCCAUCCUUCUUAAAAAGUCUAUUUACCGAUUACUUAAACGAUCUAGCUGAGGACUCUAAUGACAUUUCUAUUUAUGCUCCAAAUCCAUUCAAAGACUCCUCUUUUAUUAAAAGCAACUACUCUAACAGUCUAUCUACUGCUGAUGAUUUGUACUUAGUUGAUGGUGGUGAAGAUUUACAAAAUGUUCCAUUACUUCCAUUAAUUCAACAGAAGCGUAAUGUUGAUGUGAUUUUUGCUUUAGAUAACUCAGCUGAUACUGAGAACUCUUGGCCAAACGGUACUUCGUUAGUUGCUACUUAUGAGCGUCAAUUCGUUAAACAAGGUAAUGGUACAGCCUUCCCAUACGUUCCAGAUGUCGACACUUUUGUUAACUUGGGUUUAAACAAGAAACCUACUUUCUUCGGUUGUGAUGCUUCCAAUAUGACCGACUUAGCUUACAUUCCACCAUUGAUUGUUUACAUUCCAAAUUCUCAAUAUUCUUUCAACAGUAACCAAAGUACUUUCAAAUUGUCUUACUCAACUUCUGAACGUUUAAGUAUGAUUGAAAAUGGUUUUGAAGCUGCUACCAGAGGUAACUUAACUGAGAGUUCUGACUUCUUAGGUUGUGUUGCUUGUGCCAUUGUUAGACGUCAGCAAGAAAGUACGAAUGCUACUUUGCCAGCAGAAUGUGAAACCUGUUUCAGUAACUACUGUUGGGAUGGUACUAUUAGCUCCAACCAUACUGCUGCUGUUGCUGAAGAUGAUGAUUUAUCGGACACUGCAUUUAGCUCCACCUCAUCUCGUAAAUCUUCAAAGACUUCUUCUUCUUCUUCUUCUUCUCGUUCUUCAUCUUCUUUAUCUUCCACUGUUAAACAUAGUGGUGGUGUUCAAGCUUUGUCGACUGUUGACUUAAAGUCUUUAAUCACUGUAGGUUUAUUCUCUGCAAUCGCUUGGUUAUUCUAA